This is a messenger RNA of Salvia hispanica, 877 nucleotides long. The record is from RefSeq and is a predicted model, not a curated record. Lineage: Eukaryota; Viridiplantae; Streptophyta; Magnoliopsida; Lamiales; Lamiaceae.
ACCAAUAUUCCACAUUUACGGCAAUGGCGUCCGCGUCUCUACCCCGCUGCCCUAAUAAACCACGUGGGCGGCGCAGUUUAGCAUUUUAUGCAGCCAACCACCCCUUCCAGCUACUCAAAACGACACCGUUAUGGCACUCGCAAUCGCUUUCUUCACAAUCCCCCCAAAUUCCACCCCCAAUUUGCGUUGCCCUCUGAAGAAAGACGCCUUCAAUUUCAUCCACCUGCUCAAGCCAACGCCGCGCAGGAGGAUCCGCCGGGAGCUGAAGUCGGUGGCGGCGAUGUUUACUGACAACGUCGUUGUCAGCGACCUCAUCGCCGGCGGUUUGUCGGGCGGGAUUGCGCUGUCGCUGCUUAAGCUUUGGGAACAAACGGCUAAGAGAGGCAUAUUUGAUCAGAAACUAAAUAGGAAGCUUGUACACAUCACUCUGGGAUUAGCAUUCAUGCUUUGCUGGCCUAUGUUCAGUCCUGGUCGCCAGGGAGCGAUUUUUGCAGCUCUCAUUCCUGCUGUUAAUAUAAUAAAGAUGCUUCUCAUGGGACUUGGAAUAUGGAAGGAUGAUGCAACUGUCAAGUCCAUGACCAGAGAUGGGGACUAUAGGUAUGUUUCAAAUCAAAUGUCAUUAAACUUCAAGCAUAAUGGCAUUCCAGUUUUCGUGGUACUUCAGUUCUCCUAUUACAAAACCACAUCGGUUUGAUGCAUGCCAUUCGGAAAUGUGGAAAACAUAGCCUGCUUUUGAAGCUUAAAUGGAAACUUUUUGAUGCAUAAUAGAUUCUUUCUUAGUUCAACAUCAUGAUGUGUUGAUGCUGCAAGAAAUGGUGAUUCGAGAAGAAGAGCUUCUGCGACUCCGAAUAAGUUGAUUUAAGACCAAAUGCAUGAG